UUCUUUUCUUUGUUUUUAAAUCUUUAGGGGCAUAAAACAAGAGCAUGUCGGUGGUCAGCGCAGUGCCGUUCAUGAAGCCGCUCCACAUGCGCUCUCCGGUGCCGCGGGGCCGCCGCCACACGCUGCCGGCCAGCGAGUUCCGCUCCCUCAGCCCAGAGGACGCCAUCAGCGUGUUCGAGAUCGAGAGAGAAGCCUUCAUCUCAGUGUCCGGUGAGUGCCCUCUCCACCUGGACGAGGUGCGUCACUUCCUCACCCUGUGCCCUGAGCUGUCUCUUGGCUGGUUCGAGGAGGGACGUCUGGUGGCUUUUAUCAUCGGCUCACUGUGGGACCAGGAGAGGCUUACCACGGACGCCCUGACUCUCCAUAAGCCUCAUGGGACCACCGUCCACAUCCACGUCCUGGCUGUCCACCGGACCUUCCGCCAGCAGGGCAAAGGCUCCAUCCUGAUGUGGCGCUACCUGCAGUACCUCCGCUGCCUGCCCUACGUCCGGCGCGCCGUGCUCAUGUGCGAGGACUUCCUCGUUCCCUUCUACCAGAAGUCAGGCUUCAAGGUGCAGGGCCCCAGUGAGAUCACGGUGGGGCCCCUCACCUUCAUCGAGAUGUUCUACCCUGUUAGGGGCCACGCCUUCAUGCGUCGCAACAGUGGCUGUUGAGGACAGAGGGACUCAAUGUGGAUUCUCCCUGGCUGUAAGUGGCAGUGGGACCCUCGACCCUUAGAAACAGGAUGAGGGGGUGUCUGAGCAGCUUGGCUAUGCGCAAGUGGCCAGCAGGGUUUGUGAUCACCGCUGUGAGGCUUGUUCAGCAGACAGUGAGGUGUGUGUUCAGUCUGCAUAGAGCCGAAAAACAGAGAGCUGCCAUCCAGCUGCCAACAACAGCUGUUUGGAAAAGUGGUCAGAAACUACAAAUAUACUGAUCUGUAGUUUAGCGUGAGUAAAGCAUGUUGUCAAAAUCAUUAGAUCGAAGUCCUGAAAGAAUGUAAGCACGUGUUUCAAAUUUCAAAUUUUGUUUUUGUAUAAAGCCAUUUUAUUUUUAUUUUGAUACCUUUAUUAUCAUGUUAAAUAGAACGCAGCUGCCUUGUUUCUUUCUUUGCCCUUUUUUAAAUAUCUGUUAUUCAACCGGUCUUUCUGGCUACAUAUAAAGCCAAAAAGGUAAAGUAAAAAGAAAAAGACAUAAAAAUAACUAUGCUAAUGAUUAAUGCAUUCUGUCCUGUAUAAACAGCAUGCCUUUGACAGGAGGUGGAGAAGAUUAUCAUGUUACACAUUGUAUAAGUAUGAUAACGGUUUGCUUUACACCAAAACAGUUAAUGUAUUAAGGAUGUUGGAUACUGGAGAUGCUUGUCUGUUGUUUCAUAUUAAGAUUCCGGUGGUCUCAUCUGUGUCCACCAGUGACCGUUACAAAAGCCUGGUCUGUACAGUGUGUGUUGGAUUUUAAAGAGCAAAACAUAGCCUUUCACAGAACACAACUUAGAGCAAUGUAUGUAUGCAUAAAAUCACCAACACAAUAAGUAUAUUUAGAUAUCAUGAAUAUAUGUCCUUUCAAAGUCCCUCCUUGAUAGUCUCCUCUCUCCUUUUUCCUCAUAGA
Chelmon rostratus (copperband butterflyfish) is the source of this 1581-nucleotide messenger RNA. RefSeq names its product arylalkylamine N-acetyltransferase 1 (gene aanat1). Gene Ontology annotation, cellular component: cytoplasm. The transcript is spliced from 3 exons. Gene Ontology annotation, molecular function: aralkylamine N-acetyltransferase activity. The record is from RefSeq and is a predicted model, not a curated record. The coding region runs from base 45 to 653 and encodes 202 amino acids. Lineage: Eukaryota; Metazoa; Chordata; Actinopteri; Chaetodontiformes; Chaetodontidae. Gene Ontology annotation, biological process: response to light stimulus; circadian rhythm.